AUGAACAACCCAAAUAAGCCUACCCGAGCACAAGAGCACCAAAAGAGCAAUAGGCAACUGCUCCCCAGGAAGUCCCUCAAAGCCGGACAUGAAGAGGCUCAGCAUCAAUAUUCGCCACUCGAUAUCUCCGACCUUCCUAGGGCAGCAUUGACAGCCGUCGCAUGCAACAACUGUCGCCUUAGAAAGUCAAAGUGUGACGGCCAUAAGCCAACAUGUUCUGCAUGCGCGAGUCGGCGGCAAAAAUGUACAUACCGGGCCGAGGUUACACAGGAAAAGAUGCUCGAGCUCCGGCAAGGCUCCAGAGACCUUUUCCAGGCGCUCGAGCUGUUGAGGACUACACCAGAGGAGAACGUCGCUGCGAUGCUGCAAGAUUUGCGCAGUAGAGGCUCUGUGCCUGACUUCCUACGGUCCGUCGACUCAGGUACAGUAGGGGCUUCAUCGCCAUUGAACCCAUUAACUACCAGUCUAGCAGGAACUCUGGCCAGCUCUGCACUGGAGGUGGAUCUCAAUAUGCGCUACUCAAACGCGUUUCCUGCUAUAGAAAACCUCACAAUUACGGAUGUAGAUCUCGGACUGUUGGCUAAUGACAAGCGCAACCCAAAACUACUAACCUCGCCGGAACCAACCUCAAUAUCGCCCUUCUCUCCUUUGGACUUUUCGGGACGACAACCCGCAACACCGACAUCUUCCGAAUCCUUCUCGACACCCAGUGACACCACCACAGAUUCAUCCCAGCACUCAUAUAUUGAUCAUCGACUGGAGGGUCUUCAAAUACGGCAAUGGACCUCAGUUCCCAUUCCUGAAACUCUAGCAGAACAGACGAUCUCUUUCUAUCUCUCCAACGAGCAUCCUCUACUUGCAUUCUUUGACGCCAAUUUAUUCAUCAGAGAUCUUGUAUCAGGCGGAGGACGGUUCUGCUCACCUGUCCUUGUCAGUUCUUUACUUGCUUGGUCUUGCGCCUCUUAUUCACAGUUCGAACCAAGGGCACAGCCGCUUUCGUUUGCCUUUCUCAAGGAGGCAAAGAAGCGUUGGCGGGAUCUGCCGGACUUCAACUGUGUCACAACCCUCACUUCUGCCAUGUUCUUGACCUUGACAUGCAACCAACACGGACAAGACCGUGUCGGGCUGUUUUAUCUUGAUGCAAGUGCAGAAAUUGGCCGUCGGCUUGGUCUGUUUGGCGACAAGAAUGCAAAUAUGGCUGGAGUGGACGAUGACGAGGAGUUGAAGUCUGCGGCUUCGUAUGCUGCCUGGGGAUCGUUUGGCUGGCAUAGUCUACACUCAGUCAACUUCCGAACAAAACAUCGGAUACUGCAUCCGCCACCUUUACCGAUACCAGGAGAUGUAUCUGGACCACCCCUUAUUGAUCACAUGGGAAGCACUUUCACAUGGAUAUGCAAAUUCUGGUUGAUCACACACAAGAUAUUUGGAGAGGGCUUCAACAGCUUCAGCCGUAUGCCCGUGUCCUACGCACAUCAGAUGUACCAAUUGUUGCUCGACUGGGCCGCCGCCCUACCAGAUGAAGUUAAAAGGAGUGACACAUGCCCACAUCAUGUUUUAGUGUUACAUAUCUGGUACCAUACGUCAAUUAUAGAUAUUUGGCGACCCUUCCUAGAGAACCACCAAGAGGAAGAAAUGCUACAGAGUUCAGUUGCCAAAGCUGCGCAUACAGCGUCGAUACAGCAACUGAAACGCCUUUCAUACAUUUACCGUACCCGGUUUGAGUCAACAAACAUGACCAUGUUUAUUACGCCCGGUUUCCUUACUUUGAUCAACGAUGUCUUUCGCAACCCCGAGGCAUCAGAUGCCCAAUUCUGGUUCAUUCUGGCGACCCGUGGUUGUCUAUCUAUUGCAUCAUGGUGCAAAGGCCUCCGCGGCAUUACAGAAGGUCUCAUGACCAUUGGAUGGCAAAAUGGGACUUUCAGGCGUCAAGGUUGGGCGGGAAACAGCAUAAUUGAGGAUGUUCACUCUGCAACAAGAGCUCUGGUACAGGACGGCGCUUACAGUAGUCUUUAUCCCAUCAGCCUGGAUUCAGUAAGCGAGGAUAUGGAAGACAUAGGAAUGGAAGCUCUGGCGAGAGAAUUCCAGCGGUUAACUGCACAACAUGAACCGCGUGGGAAGGAGGUCGAGAUGACAACUGAGCAACCCGUCUGGAAGGGAGAUCCUCGAGACUUGUCGAUGACGUUGAGUGAAGCAACUGAGGAAGAAGAGUACAAGUAA
Molecule: messenger RNA, 2217 nt
Organism: Fusarium venenatum
Lineage: Eukaryota; Fungi; Ascomycota; Sordariomycetes; Hypocreales; Nectriaceae
Biological process (GO): regulation of DNA-templated transcription
Molecular function (GO): zinc ion binding; DNA-binding transcription factor activity, RNA polymerase II-specific
Source: RefSeq, a predicted model, not a curated record